AUGCCUGCGACAAAGCACGACCUCGAUGAUGCCACAUUGGGCGCCUAUCUACAACAACACAUAGCGGACCUCAAGCUACCAGUAGUUUCAACCAAGAUUGGAUAUGGACAAAGCAACCCAACUUACUUUGUUGACGAUUCGAACAAAACUCGAUACAUCUUGCGAAAGAAGCCAAGCGGAACCAUCAUCUCUCCCGUCGCGCACCAGGUCGAUCGAGAGUACAAAGUACUGAAAGCGCUUGGAAAUGUCGAAGAUUUCCCUGUACCGAAAGUGUACUGUCUGUGUAUGGACCCUGCGGUCAUAGGGACAGCGUUCUAUGUAAUGGAAUUCGUGAAAGGCCGUAUUAUCACCGAUCCCAGCCUGUCUACAUUACCACCAACCCAACGACGCUCAGCCUGGUUCUCACUAAUUUCAACACUUGCCUGGCUGCACUCUGUUGAUCCAGACUCCAUCGGGCUGUCAGACUUUGGCAAGAAGACAGACUUCUACACACGUCACUGCAACACCUUUUCCCGUAUCGAAGCUCAGCAAGCCCAAGUCAAAGACAUCAAAACAGGCAAAGAGCUCGGGCGCGCGCACCCCAACUUCGAUGAAAUUGUAGACUACAUCCGCAAACAUGUCCCCUCAGAUCGGAACAGUAUCAUCCACGGCGAUUACAAGUUCGAUAAUGUGAUCUUGCACCCCACAGAACCGAGAGUCAUAGCGAUCCUAGACUGGGAGCUGAGUACCUUGGGAAACCCAAUGAUGGACGUAUGCUACGCCUGCGGUCCCUAUUGGAACCGAGCGCAGAAGGGAGGGGCAGUCAGAGAUGAUCAGGGUGGUGAGGUGUAUCUACCCGAGAACCAGCGGAGAAAUGGAAUGCCGAGCAUGGAUGAGCUGGUGGAUGAGUAUGCGAAGAUCACAGGCUGGGAUCCGCGGAAGGAUCAGUGGAAGAUUGCGAAAGUGUUCCAUUUGAUGAGGGGCAGCACGAUCAGUCAUGGCAUUCAGGCGCGAACCAUCAGUGGGCAGGCGAGCAGUGAGUUCUCGCAUGUCUACUUUGAGAACACAAAGAGAGGACUAGACACGGCACUUGCAAUGGUAAGGACAAUGAAAGAGAAAGAUGCAUCAAAGAGUAGCUUGUGA
Molecule: messenger RNA, 1122 nt
Organism: Ascochyta rabiei
Lineage: Eukaryota; Fungi; Ascomycota; Dothideomycetes; Pleosporales; Didymellaceae
Exons: 3
Coding region: 1-1122 (373 amino acids)
Biological process (GO): protein phosphorylation
Molecular function (GO): protein kinase activity
Source: RefSeq, a predicted model, not a curated record